AAUGUUUGUGUGCGCAGUAAAAGAGGAGGUCUUUUCAGGCAAACUGACUCCCUCCACCCUGUCUGCACAGCGCUGCAAACCUACCUCAUCUGCAAACAGACUCCUUUUUAUCCUCAUACUAUCAUUUUUAGAGCUUUCAUCGCCUUAUGAGGACUUUUCUACGACUUCUUUUCCAGGCUGCACUGCGGAAAUCUCACUGAAGCCUCCCGUUUCUUCCUCCCUGUCUCAAACCAGAAGUGCCAACCACAGGAAUCGGAUUGUGUGUUCGUGUGUGUGUGUUUCCUCUGCAGCCUCAUUGUACAGUUUUGUGUCUGUCUGAAGAUAUUUAACCAUGUAUCAAGUCGUUAGGAAACUGUUUUUUACGGACUGUCGGUGCGCUGGCGAUACGCCCGAAGUGUACGAGGAGCUGUUCGCCAGACUGGACACCAACAAGGAUGGGAAAGUGGAUGUGUCCGAGCUGAGGGCAGGCCUGGCUGCCAUGGGCAUCAAAGCUGGGAAGGGAGCAGCAGAGGUACAGCUAUGGACACACUGAACAUGACACACAAAAGCUUUAUUACAAGAAGAGAUGUGCCCAAAAUACGCAGGACUGCAUUCCUGUAAUAACUUGUCAUAUCCUCAGAGUACACUUUAAAUAAUCCCGGGACAAAAACAGACCUUAGAGGGAGGCAUGAUGAUCCUAGCACACUAAGGACUCAAUUAAAUAUGAAGCAUAAAAUGGAAACAAAUGCAACAAGUAAAAUACUCUUUAUAGGUUAGAAACAAUGUGUAACACCUAUUUCCAUGAACUUCUUGAAAGAUUUCUGGCUUGAACACCUCAAAGUAAAACUUGUGUUUGUGCUCAUCCUGUUUUUAGCUAAUUACUCAGUGACUGAUGCUGUAAAAUUGUUGCUGGACAAACUGGGUUCAAACCAUCAAAACAACACAGAUGAAGAAAAGAUAGUCUAGAAAACACUCUGAAAGUCACUUUUAAAGCUUUUCUAAAGCUCAGGACUCAGUCACAUGAUCACUCGGAGUUGUAUCAUGACAUCCUUGUUAUAUCUCUUCAUUAACUUUCUCUAACUCUGGGGAUCUUCGAUGAUACAGGUCAUGCUUUGAAGCCAUGAUACACACCAAGUAGGAGGGUGAAAUAGCAUUGUUUUGCCCCACCUUGUUACCAUUCAGGUGCCCUCAGGCGGGAAACAUGUCCCAUAUACUGCUCCAGUGUGUCUGCUUGUCUCCCAAAACAAAGACAGUGAUCAUUUCAGGCUUUAAACUUAAAAAUUUUUAAAAAUCUGUAGUUUGCAUUUGUAAUGAGAUUAUAAUCUGUAGAUUAUCACUGAAAGAAACAACAUUUGGAGUGUGUUUUCUUAGUGAUAUCAGUCAUUUCUCAUGUUAUAUAACACAAGACAGUUGAAAGGGGACUUAAGUUUAAAAAAUUCCUGUAAGAUUAGAGAAAGAGCUCUUUAAAAUCUUCAUGUUGAACCCAUUUGAGUGAAUUGAACCUCUCAGACUCAUUCCUCCAGAGCCCCUCAUAAACAAACCCCCUCGAGCACACAUUGAACAACCCUAGAAAUCUGGUUUCUCUACAUUACACAACACUCAGGAAAAUCAGAAGCAUGCGAACAUUUGAAACAGUCUCAAAGUUCAAACAGAAGGUGUAGGUGAGCUUUUAUUGGUGGCUCUGACUCCAGGCGGAUGGUCCCACCUUUUAUAAAUCAAAUAAUCUCACAUUCCUCACGCUCAUCGGCGAGAUUGAUCACUUUAUGACUGAGUGAGGUAAAAGUUCAGGAGAGGUCUCUGGGUUGUAUCGACUGAUCAUUCAUGCCGGCAUAAACUGAUCUUAGGCAAGCCCAUUUUCUACAUUGUGUACCUGCAUCUUAAAAUCACAAAUGGAUGCUUUAAAUAAUCUAGGUCAAUCCCUCUGCAAACAGGAGUAGACUUUAUUUACAUAGCACUUUAAGAAAAGAUGACGGAGAUAGUCUUAAAGGACAGUUGCAGUGCAAAAUUAAGCAAAACUAAACAAUGUAAGAAUAAAAAUGUUUAAUCAUUUAUAGACAGAAUGUAGUUUAGACAUUUCUGUGUUUUUCUGCCAACAAAUAAGAACAUGAUUUAUGACUGAGCUCCACCCUGUGAGGAGAUAAAGCACCACACAACCAUCAGUGAUACGAACAUACGGAACUGAUCAUGUCCUGUGUUUUGUACAGAAAAUCGUUUCCUCCGGGGACCAAGACAAAGACGACCGGCUCGACUUUAACGAGUUCUCCAGGUAUCUAAAAGAACACGAGAAGAAGCUGAGGCUGACCUUCAAGAGCCUGGACAAAAACAACGAUGGUAAGGUUUAAGACUUGAAUCAGCACUUACUGACGUAUGGCUCUGAAAUGAAGUAGAAAUGAAGGAUUAUUGUAUUGUGGUCUCAACAGGUAAAGUGGACCCUCUGGAGAUAAAGCAGGCACUGGCUGAUCUUGGUCUGGACAUCAGCACAGAUGGGGCGCAAAAAAUCCUACAGAGGUGAGUCCGCUUCUUUCGUACUCAAUUUAAAAAGCUUACUCGCGCUUUAAGUGGUUAAGAGCUAAACCUGAAGGGAUGAAGUUAUGAACGUGUUGUCUUUUUCUGGCACGUGCACCUGAGAAUAAACACAGAGCUCGAAUUUAGAGUGACUUGAAGAGGAGAAGGUGUGGUCCUGUGCGUGGGGCUGAUAGGGAGGUCGCUGUGUGAAACUGGCAGAGAGGAGGACUGACGGCACAUGAUAAAGAAAAGAGAAAUAUCUGAGUUUGAGAGGGGGAAAAACAUGCAGGAACAAACACUAACUAAAGAGAGGAUUGAUCUAACCCUAAUCCAAGGUUGAAUAAUGGCUGUCACGUGCACAGGUAGACCUCUGGGUAAAUUCAGACACUAAUCAUGGAUUUGUCAGUCCUUGUGUGUUAAAUGGGAAAGCCUAUAUAAUGAUAUUUUAGACCCCUCCAUUAGUUUUUUUCACAUCUGCAUAAGUAAAUGUUUCAAGUAAUCAGUACUCUCUGUUCAAAAUUGCCUUGUAUUUGUAGUUUUAAAGGACACCUGUGCAGAAAAGUCAAAUAUAGAGUUUUAUGAACUCUCUUUUUCAGCACCUGGGCUGUGUAAGGGGCACUGGUUAGCCCAGCUGCAGUUAGUGGUAUUCUACAUUUCAUGUCUACUUCUCUUCUCCCCACAUUUUUGUCCCUCUUCAGUUGUCCUGUCCAAUAAAGACCAAAAAUGCCCCAAAAUUUUGGUGCAAAAUACUCGGUAUAAUUGGUUCUCAUAUUGACUUAAAGCUCCUAUGAGGAACUUCUGAUUUGUGCCAAUUUUGGCGCCCCCUGUGGACAAAGCGGUCUUUGCUUAUCUCGUCUCUUACACGCAUUAAUCUAUACUUCAAAAAAAAAAAACUAACCCGCUGUCUUCAAAAGUCAAAUGUAUGAAUUAAUGCCAUAAACAUGUUUCAGCAGUCUGUAUACAGUAUAAUAGUUAGUCUUGUUGUUGCUGAUGGUCUAAUUUUCCCUUUGUAGGUCAUAUAGAGAGAUGCAGAUAUUGAUUUCAGCAAGUUUCGUAACCUUAAAGAAAUCAUGACAGAUUACGACAGAAGCUUUAACUUUACCUCUUCUUUGUUUAAUGUGUGUCGUUUGGUGGAGACAAAGCUAAAACAUAUUACCAGCUUAUUUAGGUGAACUUGUUUAUGAUUGUUUAGGGACACAGAGCAAAGGGGAAGAAAUGUUAAAAAAAAGACAAAAAUUGUGAGAAAAAUAUAAUUAUAAGAAAAUCAUACAAAUGAAAGACGAGAUUUUUGUGUUUUUUGAGUCAAAGGUGAUGGUCCACCGCGAACAAAACAUGCUCAAGUUUAAUCCAAAUAACUCAAAUAUAUUAAUAUAAACACAUUUUCACUUUUUAAUCUUAGUUCAGAUUGUAUCUGACACAUUUUAUCACUAUUUGUUCUCCUGCCUCUUAUAAAGUGAAAAAAAUUGUGAAUUAUCAACAAAAAUUGUCAGUGCAACAUUACAUGCCUAAACAGACAAUCCUAUUUUUAAUCACAGAUGUAUCGUUAGUAUCUUUAUUCACACAUAAACAAAACGAGUUGGAGUGCUUCUUCAGCUUCUUCAUUAGUGGCCAUCAUCAGUCUUUCCAGUCUCUCAGCAUCAAUUUAAACAGACAGAACAGGUUUCUGCAGAGUGCUCUGCAGGGUGUGCCUCAUUUGCAUACAGAAAGUCAGACGCUGCAGAUGUUCAGAAAGACACUUCUUCGCGCAAAGAGAAGUAAAGCAGGAUAUGCAUGACUGUGAGUCAGACGGGGGAGAUUUGUGUGAAAACCGCAGAGAGCGAUUGAUGAGCGUGUCAGCCUGGAGAUGUGACACCGAGGAAGGAAAUGAAUGAAAGAUGACAAGAAAGGGGAGAUGAGGACAGAGUGACCGAACAAAAGACUAAAAGAAGAGAUAAAGAAGACACAUUUGUUUCAAAAUACACAAUAAUUAUCCAAUAUUUUCAAUUAUAAGUGUAGUCAGUGCAGAUUCUAGCAGGGCUGAUCACUGCUGGAGUUACAAUUGUGCACGCUAACAACAAGCUAGUGAACAACCUAAAGACUUAAAUCAAUUCUGCUGAUGGGGGAUGCUCUUUGAAUUUUCUUCUUUGCUUUUUAAACAUUGAAAGUGUUGUUGAAAAGUUCUCUCUCUCUCUCUCUGAAGCCCAAGUUCAACUUAAUUUAUUUGCAUGAACAAAUCAUGCAAACAUGCCAGUGCCGAGUCUGUUUACAGAAGAAUAAUGACAUAUUUUCAUAGAUUAUUCCUGUAAUAUGUGUGUUUUAUAAAGACGCAUAAUAUUAUCAACAUGACCUCAGUAUCAGCAGGUAUGAAAAUUUCAUCCCUAUAUAUCUAUUGGCUGAAAGGUGAUGCAAUAUUUAAAGGUAUGCGACGAUAACUUGCACGUUAGUUGCAUUGACGUGCAAACAAAAUGUGCGAACUCUGACGGAUUCCAACACAGACAGCAUUAUUGGAUUUUAAUGUUAUUGAUGAAGUGAUAUAAUCUUGAUUUUUUUAGUCUUGAUUUGAACUCCCUUCUGUCUGUCUUUUGUUCACUGAGCACAGAGAAAGGACAGACUUAAUUGUUUGGGGAAGUGAAUGGGAUUUAGACAGACUAUCGCCAUCACUGGUAAUCCAUUAGCCAAUUUUCUUGAGCGCUGCUGGAGGGUGUGACGUGAAGCUUAAUGGAUGAACUUUGACCUCUGUGUGAAAGCUCUAGUGAGGAAAUUAUAGAGGGGAGUGGACUGAAAUAAUAUUGAUGUCUCUCAAGAGAUAAUCUGCAACAAGAUCUAAAAUUCCUCUGGUAACUUUUAAUUCCUUUGAAUAUCAUAUUUGAUUUGCUAUCGUCACUCUGUUUCUGUCUUCUCGUCAUUCCCAAAUACAACACAGUUUUUUCCUUUAAAUCUUUAAAAAGUAGGAUUGUCUUAACUUCAGGUUCUAGUAUUUAAAGGUUCGACACUGCUGCUGUGGUAUACAACAUAAUAUUAUUGUGUUCACACAGUAUUAGAUCUAAAAAUAGAACAAUGCAAUGUUGCGACUUACUAUAAAAUCCACUCGCUUCGUGAGACCGGCAGCUUCCCAGUGAAAAAAAAAUUGUUUCUGUGACAUUAAGGAGCUUUUUCUACCCCACAGAGAAUAUCAGUGUUCUUCAGAGACAUUAUGGAUCCAGUCCCUCAUAAAAACUGAAGACAUCUGUGAGGAUUUAUGUAUAAAUUUUAACAAAGAUGUGUCACUUCUGUCGCUAGCUGGCUGGGUUUGAAAAAGGCUGCCAUCUUUGUUUUGAUCUGUUGACCAAUCAGAGGCUUUCUCUUUACUAAUACUUGAAUAUGUGAUCAUUUUUAGUUAUGAAACUGAAACUGGCAGUAUCUCAAAACAUUUAAAAGACAUUCAAACAUCAAAUUACCACAUUGUAUGUAAUGUGUCUGUUUGUAUUGGUGUUAGUACAGUGAUGAAGGCAUAAUGAGAAAUUAGGUCAUAAUAAUAUGCAUGAUUCCUGUUUUGGAUGAAUUACAAUAACCUCCCAUCCCCAUUAACCUGUUAAAAAGCCUAAAACGUCCUGAAUGUCUCCUGUUUGUCUUUGCUGCACAGUAUCGAUGUGGACGGCACCAUGACAGUGGACUGGAAUGAAUGGAGGGAACACUUCUUGUUUAACCCCGCCACCAAUCUGCAGGAGAUUAUCCGCUACUGGAAGCACUCCACGGUAAGGACGGAGCAUGACUCAGCAACCAGACCGUCUGUGUCCUCUCACUGUGAAAGUGACAUGUCCUCCUAAAGAUGAAGCCAGAUAUUAAGUUUGGCCUGAUAUUUUAUGGCUUAUUUUGGUUAGACUACCGAUCCCUUUAAAUUAAAGGUGCAGUGUGCAGAAUUUAGCCACAUUUAUCAGAAUAGAUUAAGCUGAAAUUGUCGAGCACUUUGUAAUCUGCUUUUGAGAAGUGGUAUUUCAUUAGAAAUCAAGAGAAUACAGUAGUUGUAAAUAUGUUUAUGAUUUAUUUUUUGGAAACCUUGGAUGACCCUUUUAUAUCUGUAUAGGAGGGAGUCCCCUUGAACAGAAGUUGCCAUCUAACAAACUGGCUGAAUUUGGGCUUUCGUAUUUUGUGUAACAUGCUUCAUCAAGCGUUUGAUCCUGAAUCCGACAGUGAGAUAUUGCUGAUAUUCCUGUUUCUACACUCUGUACCUGUUAUGACUCAGGGAGAAAUAUAUUAACAUCAUCAAUCUGCUGAGUAAGGUUGUGUUACCUUUACUGUUUGUAGCUUGAUGUCUCAAAAAGUCCAAAAUUUCCUUGAGUUCCUUGUCAUUUUGGAGUCAGGAAUUCUCAGAACAAACUAAACUGAAGCUGAAUUACGGCCUGGGAACAAAAGUUGUGAAAGAUAAGAGAAUUUCUGUUUAGUGUCAAGGCCAGUCUGAGCUUGUCCUCUUCGCUCUUUCGCCUCGAAAUAAACCACGAUGAAGCGGCUAUAUAAAACAGGUUGGCAAAUCAGUUGGCUCUCUGUCCUUUACCUUCAGUUUCUUCAAACCGUUCCAGCGUUCAGCGUAAGAGCGCUUUUAGCUAAAGGGGAAAGUUGUGAAAGAGAGUUGUUGGCUUGAUGUUGGAUUUGGAGAAGGAGAUUGGCAAUCGAUCAGGACCUUUACGUCAACAGAUUAGACUCAUUCAUUAGAAAGAGUGAGAAGAGAGAAGGUGACAAGGAGGAGUUUAGAAUAACUGUCUGUAAAACAUGAGCCUAAAAAUGACUAAAGGUGAUCAAUCUGUCAGAGAAAAUGAAGUUUAUUAGAAGUUUCUUUUAAAAUUCUUUUUAUUGAGAUUUCCUUGGUUUUAAUUUAACAGCGAUCAUUCACUUCAACACCUGAGAAGAAAUAAAUGAAUAAUGAUAAAUGAAUAAAUUAGAUGAAUAAAUCUGUAAAUAUCAAAGUAAAAACAACGCCAAGAUCAUACAGAAUCAGAUCAUAGUAAAACAAUGCAAAUAAAAUAGAAUAAAAUAACCACAUUAAGGAAAUAGAGAGGAAAAAAUAAAAUAAAUAAAGUAAAGUAAAACAAACUAAAAAAGGGUAAAAAAAAUUAAAAGUAAAAAAUCAAUAGAAACACAUUAUAAGUUUCUGGACCUUUAUGCUUUACAAGUCAAACAGAAGAGUUUAGGACAUCUUAUGGUCCAAUUCUUGUAAUUUUGUAAUGAAGUCUUAAACAGUGGGGAAAGUGAAGAUUAAACACAGUAUGUUUAUAUUUUUUAUCCAUUUUAGCCAGUAUAAGGGCAGAAAGUCGUCUCCCUUGGAUUCACGCUCACUAACAUGACACCAAAAUUAACAAAAAUGAUACUAUUUGAAGUUUAAGAAAAAAGAUCUGAAGUGAUGUUUGAAAGAUAAUAAUGAAAAAACAAAAUAAAAGGCAGAAUAACAAUCUCUGUAAGUACCCAUGUUUUUAUCUAAAGUUUCUGGAGCUGCUGAGUCAAAUCCAAACUUUUCAGAUCUGAAUAUUUAAAGUGUACAGACUCAUACGUCUGUGUCUGACCACACUGUGACUUGGUUUUUCUGGUUGCAUGUCAGAGACACAGCCAGCUCCAGUCAAUGACUAAUCUCUGACGUUUGCCGCCUUUUGUUCACUGGCACAGCCACAAAUAAACCUGUGGCCGCUAAUCCGAGGCCGAGAUAAGCUAAUUUCAGUCUGACCUGACGGAGGAUUAGCUCGUCAGCAGGAUUGGGACAGUUCACCAGAGAGAGGAAGUGAAUCCAGAGCGGGACGGGACAGGAGAGGAGAGAGGCAGCAGAGAUCAGGCGUCAGUGGGAACAUCUAUGGCAGUGAGAAGUUACCGUCAUCUCCAGUAUUUACGCCGAUGGUUACUGGCUCCUCGGGGUUCAACUUUUCCUACCUCAGGCCCUCAACGUGUGACCGGGCUCUUUAUUAGGAUCGUGUAGAGAAUUGAACAGAUCGAGAUUUUAGCACAGAGUUCGUUGAAAGAGGACUUUUCUCCGAGGCUCGAGUCGACCAUGGCUCUGCUGCAGCUCCAGCAGCAGCAGCAACAACAGAAAAGGUGGUUUUACAUCGACUUUGAGGAUGAUGGGGCCAUCUAUGAGGUGGAGGUGGACAUGGUAGGUCUGUGUAUCCGGCUUCUCCACCCAAGCAGUCUCAUGAUUAUGAAUGAAAGCUCUACUUUUACAGAGGAGCUCAAAACAAGACGUAAGCUGACAUUUCUGCCUAUUUUCGCUGACUGUAGAUAGAGAGUAUUACUGCUGGGUGAUGUUGUUGCCAUUAUCUACUUGGUCAGCUUAUGCAUUAUUGUAUUUUUACACUCCUAUAAUGUUGACAUCAACUUUUGGCCCUUACAGAACUGCUUAAAUAUUUGGUAUAACUCAUAAAUGUGCAGAAUCUUCUUCUUCCUCACCGGCAUCUUCAUCUAUUGUGUUUGUAGCUUGAGCCAAAGUUUGAAAUUUUGCUUCUUUGUGUCUUUAUUUUUCCAUGAGAUCUGUCUGAAAUGUCUGCUGCAGCGUUAAACUGUUGCUAAUGUUGUGUUUCUAAAUGAAGUAGUGUUAUAAAGGGCCGUGUAAUGAAGCGGUUGAUCUCCCAGCGUGGAGCUGUUGUUAUGUAAGGUUUUGAAUAAGGACAUGACGUUCGUCCUGUCCUGCCAGUCUAGAAGUUCAAGGUGAAGCUGGGAAUCAUCAGUCCUUCGAAUCAGUUGGAAUUAACUCCAAAAUAGUCCUCAUUAACUUUCAAAUAGUCUUUGAAUGUUGAUUAUUUUCUCAUGUGGAGGUCGUAGUUUCAUACGAUCAAAGAUACACCUGGACAGUUUGGUAGUUUGAAGAGCUCGUUUGUUUCUUUCAAGCUCUGUGAUCGUGUUUUGUUCAGGUGCUGGACAUCGGUGACAGCCUCGCCAUCCCGGAUGAGUUCACAGAGGAGGAGAAGACGACGGGGUUGUGGUGGAAGCAGCUGUCAGCGGGGGCCAUGGCAGGCGCCGUGUCCCGUACAGGAACCGCCCCGCUGGACAGGAUGAAAGUUUUCAUGCAGGUGAGUCCAGACGUACUUUUACUGCUUAGAUCAGAACAUCCUCUCUGUCUGAUUUUCUCUGUGGAUCACAUGAAGAGCGUGAAAAAGGGUACUCAGCUGGGGUUGACUGUUUUUUGUGGAUCUCACCUUUUAAAAAGUGAAUUUGAUAAAAGAAAAUAAUUUAAAGAUAACAUAAAAUGAGGAACAGAUUGCUGACAAGAAAAAUACCAUUAUUUAGAAAAGAAGAUGAUUUCUUCAAAAUGCCAGAAAUCAGCCUGAUUAAUCAGCCACCUCCAACCAGGACAUCACCACGGGUUCGAGUAGCACACAGCUGCUUCUACCAAAAUAAUAAAAACAGGAUUAUACUGAUUUUUACUGAAGCAUCUCAAUCAGUUCCGUGUCUGAUCUGAUUCUGUGCAACCACUCGAGGUAAUUGAGCAUGAAUGCACGCCGACAAGAUGCCUGACGAGAUGCUUGAACGCAGAGUUUUUACAAAUAAUCUGAAUUAGAAAGGAAUCAAAUCUUGCACAUGAGCAGCAGCCUGCAGACUGAGUUGAUGAAAUAUCAAGUAGUGUCAUAUUUUAUGAAACAGGUAAUGAAACAAAUACUGAAAUGCUAGUCCAGCCCACUUCCACUAUGCUGAAGUAGACAUUAGGAGGACUUAGUGAUAGUUUGCAGUGCGCAGAAGGACGAUGAAUAAAGCGAUCAAUAACUUUUCUGUGUUUGAUUGAAGUGAAAAUUGCUCUUCAAAUGCAGGAAAAGCUGCAGACCAUACACCAUUAAAUUAAAACACAGGGCAGAGUACACACGACUCUAAAGAUUAGUUAUACAUUUUAUUGAUUUUGAAGCAUUAUUUUAUUUGUUUAAGCUAAUGUAGCAGAAGUGAUAAUAUCUCCUUUCUCAUAUUUUCAGGUGCAUGCCUCCAAGAGCAACAAAAUCAGCCUGGUCGGAGGUUUCAAGCAGAUGUUAAAAGAAGGAGGAGUGACGUCUCUGUGGAGAGGAAACGGUAUCAAUGUCCUAAAGAUCGCCCCUGAGACUGCCAUUAAAUUCAUGGCCUACGAGCAGGUAAAUGUAACACUGAACACACCUCAGGCCUUGUGCUCCAAAGACUGACCGUUUCAUCAGUGUUGCCUGGUUGUAUAAUCGCUCUUCCUCCACACCUCUAAUGCUACACUUCUUUGUAACUCUGUUUCUUCAGUAUAAAAAGCUUCUGUCCAGCGAGCCCGGGAAGGUGAAGACUCACGAGAGGUUCAUGGCCGGAUCGCUGGCUGGAGCUACGGCUCAAACUGCAAUUUACCCUAUGGAGGUGAGUGGAGGUGCAACUUAACAGUGUUUCUUUGUAUGUAGGUUGAUUAAUAUCCAUCUAUUAAGAUUGCCAUGAAGUUAAAAUAAUGUAUUUUUUUAAUGAUAGUUACUGCUGGUGUUUGAGUGUGUUAUUUGUACUAUAAGUUUAACUUUUACAUUGAACUAAAUGGACUAGAUAGAUAAGUCAAAAGUAAAAAACAAAACAACAUUUUUAUUGUGUGCGCCGCCAACUUAUUUUCCAUUUAUAGGAAGAGUAAUUAUUAAAAUCAGGUGAAAAACGGGAUGUUACACUCAUAUUGUCAAUGAAGGACGAAGCCUAAAGAAACUAAAGUGUGAUACUGCAUGAGCACGUCAUGAUAGGCAGGCAUGUAAACCAGAAUAAGAGCUUGUAUUUGCGUUUUUCACAGUCAACAGCGGCUGCAGGGAGUUAGAUAUAAUCAUGGUAACAAUCACUAACAGUACUGACAUUUAAAAAAGCUUUAAAAAGUAUUGAUACAUCCAUAGAUCGCUCAAAUUUCCAUUGUUAUCCUCUUCACCCAUUUAUCUGAUGCGAUCAAAACUUAAAUUCCAACUACACACUGUCUUUGUGCUUUGCUUUUCAUUCACCGAACUGCACACAGUGAGAGUAUGUUGUAUGUAAAGGAGCUGAGAUCGUCUGCAGGAGUCAUUUAUAAAGUUGAUGUUUCGCACAAACUGAGCUGGACUUCAUUGUGGUCAUAAUUUUGAUUUUUGAGUCAUAUCGUUCUCUAAAGGAGAGAAUCAAAAGAAUGAAAAACAUCCAAAAUUUUUUCAGCUUAAACCAAACUAAAGAUAACUGCCUCUAGUUUACAAAUAUUACAGCUGACUCCUGUGUUUUCCAGGUGAUGAAAACCCGCCUGACCCUGAGGAAGACCGGACAGUACUCGGGAAUGUUCGACUGUGCCAAGAAAAUCCUGCAGAAAGAGGGACUGAAGGCGUUUUACAAGGGCUACGUCCCCAACAUCCUGGGCAUCAUCCCCUACGCUGGCAUCGACCUGGCAGUUUAUGAGGUUUGAUGAUGAUGAUGAAUUAUCAGACACAAGACUCAAACAUGCAGCACCAUCUGCCAAUAAAACAGUGAAGGCUUGUGAUGGAUGUUUUAUGACGUGUUUCUUUCUCCUCAGACCUUGAAGAACCUCUGGUUGUCUCACUACGCCAAAGACACGGCGAAUCCUGGCAUUCUGGUGCUGCUCGGCUGUGGAACCAUGUCCAGCACCUGUGGACAGCUGGCCAGCUACCCCCUGGCUUUAAUACGAACCAGGAUGCAGGCGCAAGGUACAGAAAAAACAAACCUCAGUCUGAGUCUAUCAGAAGACCUAAUUUUCAAAUCAAAAUGUAGUUAAUCGUGUUUUUCAAAGUUUGUGACUGAAAGCUUUAAAGUCACAGUAAGGAGUUUUUGACUGAACCUUUCCGUGACAAAUAUUCAAAGUGAUUUCGACAUUUCACUUUUGUCAGACAACACUACCCAAACAUGUGCAAGACUGAACUAGUUCAGAUGUAAGAGGUGCAAAAACCGGCACAGGUCCUCACAGAAGCUUUAAAAUUCUUUAAUAAAUGACAGCAAUAAGUUACAAUAAGAGAAGACAUAUAUCCUAUUUUAAUUUAUUAGUGAUAGUCUUUUCACACAGACGUUUUUAUACUUUAAGAACUUAAAGUAUUUGACACUUAUAUUUUUCUAUAACCCUUAAUUUGAUCUUUAAAGACUUUCCUAGAUGCCAGUAGAGUUUGUCACUGUGUUUAUAGUUUUUAUGCUGCCCCCAAGUGGCCACUUAAGUAAUUACAGGUGUAGACACAGGCUCAUAUUUCUUUUAAUAACAUUUGAGAUGAUAGUUUGGAGUAGAGGUCGACCAGUUUUGGUUUUCAGCAGCUAAUAUAGAAUGCUGGCAUCGAAUCAUUGUUUUCGUGCAUUUAAAAUGCUGAUAAACUAGUUUAAAUUUGAUAUAUUAUCUUUGACUUUUGAACAAAAAGAUUUUUGGCUCUGAAUACCUCCACAAAUGAUUUCUUGAAUUUUGUGCAGCCAUCUGUGAUCAUUAAAAUCUUUAAAAAUGUGAGGUUAUAUGAUAUUUGUGUUUAAAAAAGGAUUCCCUUUAAAUAACAACUUCAUAUAUUCCAAUCAUUUGAAAAGUUUCUCUAAAGUUUCCUCUUUCUUCUCAGCUUCUUUGGAGGGCUCGGAGCAGCUGCCCAUGAACCUGAUGGUGAAGAGGAUCCUGGAAAAGGACGGCUUCUUUGGACUUUAUCGUGGCAUCCUGCCCAAUUUCAUGAAGGUCAUACCGGCUGUCAGCAUCAGCUACGUGGUUUACGAGUACAUGCGGUCUGGUCUGGGUAUUCAGAAGUAGACGGAGAGCGGUGGUCUGCAGCAUUUUUGUUUGAUUCGAAUUGUCAGAUUAAGAACUUGUUACCUUUACGUCACUUAAGAGUGGACAUGCAGCAGAAGGAUCCUUUGUAGAAGUUUGAAGGUGAUGGCAGGACUUUGGCUGAGCAUUUGAGCCAUUAUAUAGAAAAUAUUGUUUACAAACUCCUGCAGUAUUCACACAGGGCUAAAGAUGAUAAGACUUCUACAAAAGACUUCUGCGGUGUCUCCAAAUGUGUGCUGUUUGACCUGCUUUAAGAAAACACCCUCAGACUGAAGUCAACCGUCAGUCUCGGGGUCCAGUUUUGGGGCAGCUGGCUUUAAGUUUUUACAACAAGAGAUGGAAAGAAUAUGAAAACCAAAUAUGCUGGUGAAGGCUAACUUUGAUUUCAGAGCAUGUUUAUUUCCUGUGUGUGUGUAACCGUCGAUCAGGGUAGAGAUGUCAUGUUUUAUUUCAGUUAGAAGAAUUGUUCUUUUUAUGUCACUGCACCAGAUACGACACUUGUUCCUUUAAUAUUUGACCAAAAAGCACCUUAUCGCACCGAUCCACUAUGCAGAACACUUUUUUAAAAACUCCAAUAGGCAGACCAAAGUUGUUCACUCACGUCCAGAGAUCUCAACACAUUGGGUUAAGUGGGAGCUGUUUCAUCAGCCCACUUGAGGAAACUUUAAAGUGCAAUACUGUAUGUACUCUUCACUGACUCGCAUUGUUCUGCCACCUGAGUUUAGUUGCUUCCACAAAGGUCUCUUUUUACACACAGAACAUCAUUACUGCACCUUUUGGCUGAGUUUGGUGAACAGGAGAGUCAUGUGCCUUAUGUGUUUUUUCUCCCACCCUCCUUAUUGUUUUUUUGCCUUUUCCCAAUAUUUGGUUGAUUAGAUGCUGGUCUUUCCAUUAAUAAAAAUAUUUGAAUAUAAAAA
Molecule: messenger RNA, 14061 nt
Organism: Xyrichtys novacula (pearly razorfish)
Lineage: Eukaryota; Metazoa; Chordata; Actinopteri; Labriformes; Labridae
Source: the annotation of a GenBank genome assembly